Molecule: messenger RNA, 2309 nt
Organism: Psammomys obesus (fat sand rat)
Lineage: Eukaryota; Metazoa; Chordata; Mammalia; Rodentia; Muridae
Gene: Lekr1
Product: leucine, glutamate and lysine rich 1
Exons: 13
Coding region: 54-2309 (751 amino acids)
Source: RefSeq, a predicted model, not a curated record
CGACCUCCCGCCACCUGCGCCGGCUUCCGCCCAGCUCGCCUUUGGGACAACUGAUGCAAGGGAGCUCCGCUUUCGCGUCAGCGCCGGCGUGGGCGAUGACGUCACCGCGCCCUGACGUCAGGCCAACGUGCGGCGCGGUCGCCCGGGAGACCGGGGAAGCCGUUUCACACCCUGCGGAGUCCCGGGCUAGACUCUUUUUCUGCAGUGCUCUCGGUACAUUUGGGGAGAUUAUGGAUCGGCACAUUCCCGUGCAUGCGUUACCUGAGGAAAUCCAACAGAUGUCUCCUGAAGAAACAGUUUGUAAAUACUGUGGCGUCAGCUAUCUAAUUCUUCAUGAAUUUAAAGCUAUGCAAGAAAAACUGAAAGCAAUGGAAGAAGAAAUGAAAUUUUAUCAAGGAAGUGUAGAACGAGAAAAGAGACUUCAAGAAAAGCUGCAAUCUCUUAGCCAGGAGUUUGAACAGAAUAAAACUGACAGUGAAUCCAAGAACAAAAGAGUUCAAGAUAUGAGCAUGCAGUUAAAAAUGCAACAAAAUGAAUUUCAGAGAGUACAGAAAGAAUUAGGUCAUCUACAGCAUGAGUUAAAAAUUAAACAAAAACAAUCCAAAAUGUUCAGUCAAAGAUUUUCAGAAUACAAAUACUUCUGGAAUAAGACUCUUUUAUUACUUAAUUUUACUAAAAGGGAACUAACCAGUAUUAAAUAUGAAAUAUAUGAUAAUUUUCAAAACUGGACUUCACUGAAAGGAGAAGUUUUUCUGCAAAUUAAAUCUAUAAGUGAUACAGCUUUAGCAGAAAUAGAUAUGCUAAAUAAAAGUCUAACAGUGUGCCAGAGAAAUAACUCAUGCCUCGAAGAGGAAGUGAAAAAUCUCAAAUUGUUGUCGGAUGCAGCCAUGUUAAGGACUCAGCAGAUGCAGGCAUCCAAACAACAUGAAGCAAACUUGCAGUCCAGGUGCUUUGAUCUGCAGAAGGAGGCACUAGAUUUACAGUGUCAAAUAGAUGCACUUGAGUUGCGACUUCAGAAGACCUCAAUGGAGCUGGACAACUGUAAAGAGACGCUCAUGAAAAGAUCUAAUGACGCUGAGAGCUGUCAAAGAGAACUUAGAAAACUGAAGUUUGAGUCCGUUAUUUCUGAGUCAAGACACAAAAGACUACUUAAAGAAAAGGAAGACUCUUUAAUUACUUGUCAACAACUAUAUAAAACUUUACAGGAAGAGCUGAAUACAAAAGAAAGACAAGAAGAAGAUAUAAAAAGAAGAAUCAAGAUCACAGAAAAUGAAUUAGAGAUGACCAAAACUCUCCUGCAUCAGACACAGGAAGAAAUUUUAACACUGAAAAAUGAAAGGGAAAUGAUGCUGGUUUCUCAUCAGAAAAGCAUCAGGCAGCUGCAGGAAACCCUGAGACAGAAGCUGCUGAGCGAUGAUAGCUGGAGGGAGAAGAUUGAAGCUGAGCUCACCAAGGAAAGAAACCAGCAUCUCCUUGAGUUCCAGGAGCAAGCUCUUCUCUUUAAGAAAGAAGCUAAGCUGCAACUUGACAUUGAAAAGGAAAAACACCAGGAACUAAUCCGGAAGUAUCAGCAAGAACAAGAGGACCUGCAGAUGAAGAUAGAUGACUUACUCGCAGAUGCUACAAGAGACCUGAGGCUGGAAGUGGCCUCGCUCCAAGAAAAACUCCGUGAGUCCCAUGCACGAUACACUGAAGAGGCCGAAUCAAAGUCAAAAGAAAUCGAAGACCUGAAAAAUUUGGUUGCAGAAUUUGAAUGUCGCUUGAAGAAGGAAACUGGCCACAAGGAUUCCGUUUCAGAAGACUUGAAGAAGGAAGUGAAACAGAAGUCAGAGGAACUGGAAAGAGUAAUGCUGGCCCAAACAGAGCUGCUGCAGCAGUUUAGUCAGUCCCAGGAAGAGAACACUUUUCUCCAGGAAACUGUGCGUAGAGAGUGUGAAGAACGCUUUGAACUGACAGAGGCUUUGAGUCAAGCCAGAGAACAGCUCCUGGAGCUCAGGAAGAGCGGAGGAAGCUUGCCGUGUUCCCUCAACAAGGGCGCCGUAGCCUACCCUGCCUCUGCAGUCGCUAAUCGCCAGGAGCGAAGCAGCGCGAAGCAGAACUGCCCACGAGGCACCAGCACGCCCACCCUGCAUGGACUGCCAAAACCCAUGGCUUCCCCAAACGUAGAUAAGCUCAAGAAGGUCGCCAGCUCCGGACUGCCCUCCAUCACCCAGCCACGUCCUUCCAGAGGCCGAACAUCCUCAGUGAACGAGGCCAGGCGCAGGUUGACAGCCAUCCUCCUGCGCAGCAGCAGGCUGAGUCAGCAGUAA